Messenger RNA from Hemicordylus capensis (graceful crag lizard), 2342 nucleotides. RefSeq names its product BAG family molecular chaperone regulator 4-like. Gene Ontology annotation, cellular component: cytosol; membrane; nucleus. The transcript is spliced from 7 exons. Bases 1 to 1512 code for a protein of 503 amino acids. The record is from RefSeq and is a predicted model, not a curated record. Gene Ontology annotation, molecular function: protein-folding chaperone binding; adenyl-nucleotide exchange factor activity. Gene Ontology annotation, biological process: protein stabilization. Lineage: Eukaryota; Metazoa; Chordata; Lepidosauria; Squamata; Cordylidae.
AUGAUGCUGGUUUCGGACUUCUUUAAAAAACCAUCCCAGGAUGAACGCCCUGACCCCGAUGGGCCGGCCUCUGCUGAAGCCCUUACCUACAUCCUGGCGACCGCCAGAGGCUCAGCAGAGGCCCGACCCAUCGCCAGCGCUAUCUAUUCAAGCGCUGAGGCUCCCCAAGGCAGAGCCAGCCCCUUCCUCCUCGGGGAUUCCGCCGCUCCCCUCCGGCUCUGUGGCCCUUCAAUCGCCACCACGCCCCCGCCCGAAGGCACGCCCUUGGGGAGAGAGACCGUCACCUAUUCCUCCCCAAGGGCCGUGCCUCGUGGUCAGAGGCCUCCGCCCGCUGCGCGAUCCUCCGGUGGGGACCCUCUGGAGGGCCCCCCCGCCCCGCCCCGCCCGCCCGCCCGCCUAUGUUUGCAGGAGCAGCCUCCCUAUCCUGGGUAUGGCUCCCACUACUGGAAUUCUCAGCCAAGGACUUGCUAUCAAAGUUCAUAUUCAGUUGGACCUGAGCUUCAAAGCCAGGGAAUUGACCCUUCCUACACAAAUGGUGUUUAUGGCACUCCAUACUCCUCUGCUCCUGGGACAGGGUCGCCAUAUCCCAAUCUCCCUCAAACAAACGCCUGCUAUUCCUCAGGGCAUCCUCAUGCCCCUUAUUCUACAGAAUCGUACAGAUAUCCGUCACCAGCUUCGAACUGGAAUUACCCCCCACCAGACUGUCCAACCGAGGGCUCCAUGGUGAGGAGGCAAGUACCAGGAUACUCUCCACCACAGACCCCAGGCUUUCCUGUCCCAUCCUAUCCCUAUGGGGACUGCAGCCGUGGCAUCCCUCCACAGGGGCCGCCACCACCCCAGCCAAGACUUCAGGACACAACUUGGCGACCUCCUGGAGUUUAUGGGAUGCCGCCUCCUUAUGGCUGGUCUCCUACACCAGGACCCAGGAAUCAAUACGUUGCAGAAUCCUCUCCACCUUGGCCUGUCAGUGGUCCAGCUGCUCCACAUCCUCCAGACAACAAUGCAAAGGAAUCCUCUUAUAGCCAGUUGGAACAAGGAGUUAACCAACACAGCUACUAUCCUGAAGCCAAUCACCUGCCUUCUGGGACCACGGAUGAAUACAAGCCAGGACAACUUGACACUAAACGAUCUGCUUCCAACUCCAAAGUGCAGUACAGUGCACAACCCCAACUGUAUGAUAAUGUACAUAGGAAGCAAUCAGUGAUGGUUGAUCAUGGACCAAGCUCUAAAAUUGAUGUGCAGCCUCCAUUAGAACACACAGAUGUGCAGCCAGAAAUUCAGAAAGUUAUGGAAGUUAUGGAGGGAGUUGAACAGUUGGAAGAAGAGGUAGAUGAAUUUGUGGGGAAAAAGAUGGACAAAGCUUAUCGGAUGCUGGAGGAAAUGCUGACCAAGAAGUUGUUGGAGCUGGACUCCAUAGAGACAGGAGGUCAGGACAAUGUGCGUCAGGCAAGAAAAGAGGCUGUUCACAGAAUCCAGGCCAUAUUGGAAGAACUGGAAAGAAAGGGGCUUUAAUUUGCUUUGCAACGUUCCUAAAACCAAGUUCUGGAAUGCCCAAAGAUCCCUGGCUUUGCUCAAUCCUCAGCCCUUUUGGCCAUCCAAAGCAAUAAAGUGGUGACUUGCGUUCUGAUUUUAAUACAACGCACAGUGAGCCGAAUAAAACACCAGACGCAAAUUCUUAGUGUUCUUUCCAAUGAAUGUAGGGGAAAGGUUGACACCAAGGACUCCUGACAGAUUAACGCAACUGUCAAAUCUUUGUAUGGUACAGAGAGAUUAGUUGCAACACAGCACCAGUAAAACCAAGACUUCAGUCUCCUAGGCCACCCAUCGUGUAUUAUUUACAGUUUUCUUGCUUCUUGUCAUAGAAAUUGUGUAGGGUUAUGUAUCUUUUUUUAUCUAUACAGUCUUAAGUGAAACCAUACUGAUGAACCAGUCAGUAGGGCAACCAAAGCCAGUACUGCUUUCAUGCCUUUCCCCUUGUAUCAUGAAGGUAUAAUCCAAUGCUUUUUAUGGGCCAGGCAGAAGGAACCUAGGAGAUGCUUGGGAAUGUUGUUGUAAGCGCUUUGGCCUAGGGACACUGGAGGACAAAUGCAUUUGUUAUGUCAUUUCAUGUGUUUUUAUAUUUCACUUUAAUCCGUGUAACUGGUGGUUCUGUACAAUGAGCUCUGCUAUCAGGAGUGGGACCGGCAAGGCUUCCACUGUGUGUACCUCCUAGCUCAUCACAAAGUUGUCCUUGUUCCAUAUGACAAAUCUUGAUGAGUUUUAAAAUAUGCACUUAUUACAAGAAGUUUUGAAAACAAUACUAUUGGUGUCAGAUCAUUAAAAUAAGUUGGAUGUGACUAAAA